AAAACAAGCAAAGCCCAUAUUCCCAAAUAGGGAAACUCUCUCUCUCUCUCUCUUUCUCUCUCUACCUCCUCUGAGCCUUCUUCUGCGUUCUGGUUUCAGCUCCUCCCUCCGUCUUUCCUCCUCAGAAUCAUGGAAGGCUCAGCUGAUGAACGUCUUGAUUUUGGGAAGAUGGGCUACGGAUGCCAGCAUUACAGGAGGAGGUGCAAGAUUAGAGCUCCCUGUUGCAACGAGAUCUUCCCCUGUCGCCAUUGUCACAACGAGGCCGCGAGCACGCUGAGAAACCCCUUUGAUCGGCACGAGCUCGUUCGCCAAGACGUCAAACAAGUGGUUUGCUCGGUUUGUGACACGGAGCAGCCGGUGGAUCGAGUUUGUACAAACUGUGGAGUCAGAAUGGGAGAGUACUUCUGCAAAAUUUGCAAAUUCUUUGAUGAUGAUACUGGGAAGGGGCAGUUUCAUUGUGAUGAUUGUGGCAUAUGUAGAGUUGGUGGGCGCGAGAACUUCUUCCAUUGCAAAAAGUGUGGCUCUUGCUACUCCAUUGGUCUAAAGAAUAACCAUUCGUGUGUGGAGGACUCCAUGCGUCAUCACUGCCCCAUAUGUUAUGAGUACCUUUUUGAUUCUUUGAAAGAUACGACCGUUAUGAAAUGUGGGCACACGAUGCAUUGUGAAUGUUAUAGCGAGAUGUUAAAGCGUGACAAAUACUGCUGUCCAAUAUGUUCCAGAUCUGUGAUAGAUAUGUCCAGGACCUGGAAGAGAAUGGAUGAGGAGAUAGAAGCAACUCAGAUGCCUGAAGAUUACCGCUAUAAGAAGGUGUGGAUUCUAUGCAAUGACUGUAACGACACUACUGAAGUUUACUUUCACAUUAUCGGGCAGAAAUGUAGCCACUGCAGAUCCUAUAACACACGAGCAAUUGGCCCUCCGGUUCUUCCUCAAUGACUAGGUUUUAAAUCGAGCAAUUGUACUGGCCAGGGAGGUAUGACUGAAGCUUUCGUGCUUUGUGUGAAAUGGCAAGGAUGCUUUGGUUUGUACCGGGUCUCUAUUUAUCAAUUUGAUCAUUCUACAAUGUUUAUGUACCAUUAUACUCUUCUUUAUCGGAUCUUCUUGAAUCAUACAUUCUUCCUCCAAAUUCAUGGAGUUGAAGCCCAGCUAACGGGUCUCUGGGGUUCUGUAAGCAAUUCAAAGAUACCAACAUGGGGAUUGGGGAUUAAAUUAUUGCUGCUGUGACAACAUUCUGAGACUAAUAUAAUCUCCUCUUUUUGUCAUUGUUUU
Messenger RNA from Syzygium oleosum, 1266 nucleotides. RefSeq names its product E3 ubiquitin-protein ligase MIEL1. Gene Ontology annotation, cellular component: nucleus. The transcript has 12 exons. The record is from RefSeq and is a predicted model, not a curated record. Bases 130 to 933 code for a protein of 267 amino acids. Gene Ontology annotation, molecular function: zinc ion binding; ubiquitin protein ligase activity. NCBI's taxonomy places the organism in Eukaryota, Viridiplantae, Streptophyta, Magnoliopsida, Myrtales, Myrtaceae. Gene Ontology annotation, biological process: protein ubiquitination; ubiquitin-dependent protein catabolic process.